This is a messenger RNA of Paramisgurnus dabryanus, 2391 nucleotides long. NCBI's taxonomy places the organism in Eukaryota, Metazoa, Chordata, Actinopteri, Cypriniformes, Cobitidae. The record is from RefSeq and is a predicted model, not a curated record.
UUUCCUUACCUCCGCUGAGGCGUCAGCUGUGUGCGUGCAUCUGUGACUGUGUACGUGUGUGUGUGUGUUAUUGAUCUCUAAUCCAUUGAAGUCUUGUGCUUAUCGAUUGGCGCUGGGACUGUAACACGUCGAACAAAAAUGAUCUGAAGGAAGAGAAGGUAGAGAGGGGCAGGGAUGGCGGUGUGUGCUCUUACCGUGCUAGAUAGGCUUGGUGAGGAGGCCACGGCUUUGGGCGGUCUGGUCGUCCUGCUGCUGGCCGUGGUUCUUGCCUGGCUGUCAACCCACGUGGCCGACCGCGGAGAUCACAUUCUGGGAACCAUUCUCACCGUAGGUGCCCAUGCCUCUCUUAUCGGCCUCGGGGGUCACGACAGCUACACAAGCCCCCCUCCCAGCUCAGAGUCCAGUGAGCAGCCAGAUGAAGAGCCCGCGGAGGAGGAGAAACAAGAAGAGGGUGAAGCCAGACAGGAAGGGGGAGAAGACGUGCCCGGGGAAGAGCUGCUGGACAUUCAGGGUGGAAGGAAGAAAGUGAGUUUUGUUCAGAGUGAUGAAAGGGAGGAGAGGAAAGAGGAAGGGAUGGAAGAGGAAGACGAAGACGAGGCCACGAGUAUCACAGUGAGACUGAAGUUCCUAAAUGACACGGAGGAGCUGGCUGUGCUCAGACCUCAUGACACAGUUGGACUACUAAAGAGUAAGUAUUUCUCUGGCCGUGAACAUCAGAUAAAGCUCAUCUACCAGGGUCAGCUCCUUCAGGACCCCCAGCGCUCUCUCCUGUCUCUAAACAUCACCGACAACAGCGUGCUCCAUUGUCACGUCUCCCGAGCCCAGACGCUCCAUGAGGCCACCCCAGAAGAGAACCCCCGAACCGGGGGGAGCUCUGUGUUUGGCGGGAGCCUGCGAUCGGCCGGAGUGGCUCUCAGCACAGGAAGUCUGGUGGUCCCCGUGUUUGUGGUCCUGCUCGCGGUGGUCUGGUACUUCCGAAUCAACUAUCGGCAGCUCUUUACCGCGCCAGCCACCAUCUCUCUGGUCGGAGUCACAGUCUUCUUCAGUUUUCUCAUCUUUGGCAUGCACAGUCGAUGAGAGGAUGAAGGAUUAAAGUAUCUCUUAGAGAAUUAUGAUGCCAAUACAAGAGAAGUAUUGAGGUGUGAGAAACGUCAGAAGAGUAACAAGUUCUCAGGGAGCCUUUGAGGCUUCUGGUGCCAUUCAGAUGAUUUAAGUCGGGUGUGUGUGCGCUUUCAGCUUAAUUCAUGAGUGUCCAAGACGUAGCAUUGCUGUAUAAUUUAGCUUCAUGGUAAAAAGCUUAUAUAAUUAUUUAAUCUCAGCUUAAGCUAUAACUUCUCUGUGUAAAGAGAAAUCAAGAACGCAUGUUUGACUGGACUUCAUUUAAUGAAAAUGCAGUUUUUAUGAGUUAAUGUGGUUUGUCUUCACAAGUGAUGACAGUGCUGUCUAACAUGGUUGCAAGUGUGUUUGACCGAUGAUGUACUUGUGUUAGGAGACGAUUUUUGCAAAUGAAGGAUGUUUGCUAGCAAAACUGACAUCUAUAUUUAUUUUAAACGUGCAUUUCUAAAUGACAAACCUGGCUUGGCACGUCAGCUGCACCUGUUACAGCUCACAUUCUUUAAUUUAGGAAAUAGUUUUAUACUGUAAAGUAAAAAAAAUAGUCAUUAUUCUUUGAAGUUAUGGUUCAUAAUUCAUUGGAAUAAUAGGUGUUUCAUAUGACUGAUAAAUCAUAUUGUAAAAUCUGUAUAUAAACAUUGUAUUUACUGUAGAUAAAACCAAGAAGAUUGAGAAACCUAGAAAAACUCAAGCAUAUAGUUUGGUACUAUACGAGUCUUAUUUGUCAAAGUAUUUGCUUUUGUUUUAGAGAAAAACCUUCCUACCUAUCUCAUGCUUCCUAGCACAGACAACUAACAUCGGUUUUUGCUUUGAUGAGUUAAUUCAGAAAAUAAAAUGGCUCAUCUUUAAAACAAUUUGGUUGUUUGUUCACAUGUGCUUGAACAGGACCUUUCACAAAUACUUGGAGCAAGAUGGGAUUCAGCUUUAUAGGCUAGUUACUCAAAAAUGUUAUAAAUGUUUUAUUAAUUACUGAUGUCGGUGGGAACUCUGGACAAUGCAAUUGAGUCCUGAGCAAUAUUGUUUUUUAUUUAGACCAUAACAGAGAUACUACAGUGCACUGAGAGACAAAGAUAACCAAUAACUACGCGAAGACAUGGCACACACCCACCACGUCCAUAGUAACCCACAUAGCAAUAAACUCCAGGGUAGAUAUCAUCCGCUCCGACGCUGACAGUCUAUUGCUAUCUGGGAAAUGAUGCGUCACCUAUACCAGGGUUUUGUAUCGUUUCCCCAUGCAGACAGUCCUCUUCGAUCAUUUAUGUCAAGCCAUAAUAAAAA